AUGGAUCUACCUGACCAGAAGUUAUACAACCUUCCUGCCGACGCAGUUUGGUUUAUAACCGGCUGUUCGUCAGGGCUAGGCCAGUCUCUCGCUCAGCUAAUUAGCAAGCAUGCGACCCACCGCUUGGUUGCUACAGCCAGGCGACCCAGCGCCAUGUCAAUGAUUCCAGACGGCCCUAAUGUCCUCAAACUUGCCCUGGAUGUCACCUCCCAAGAUUCUGUCGACACCGCGACCGCCGCGGUGCUCGAUAAGUUUGGCCGUAUUGAUGUGCUCGUCAAUAAUGCGGGAUACUCUGUUAUGGGAGAUUCGGAGUCCACGACCGAUGAGCAAGCUAGACAGGUCGUUGAGACUGACUUCUGGGGUACGGUGAAGUUAACCCUUCAAGCAAUGCGGAUCAUGCGGGAGGAGAACCCCAAGACGGGUUCGUGCGGAGGGGUGGUCAUGAACAUCACGUCGGUUGGUGGAUUCAUCGGUCUUCCCGGCAGCGCCUUCUAUAGUGCGAGCAAGUUUGCUGUGGAGGGCUUCACGGAGUCUGUCUCUCAAGAAGUACGUCCGGAAUGGAACAUUCACUUCUGCCUAAUCGAGCCUGGAGGCAUCGCGACCAGGUUUACGGGCUCAAUGGUUCGAACAGCAUCUCACCCUGCCUAUGCGGCUGCAGACUCGCCUGCCCGGGUCCUCGAAACAUACAUCUUAAACGAGGAUAAUCAAAAGACAUGGUCUUCGCCAGAAUCGGUUUCUGCAGGCAUGUAUGAAGUUGUGAGCCGCGGUCAAAGAAUUCCUCUCAGAGUCCCGCUCGGCCCAGACGCUUGGGGCUUGGUUAAGGAAGAGAUCAAGCAUAUCGAUCAAGACCUUGAUGAAUUGAAGGAUUUGAGCUGUCGGGUCGGCAGUGCACAGCAGUUUGAGUCUAUCCAGUUCCUUAGGAAGGCGAAUUAA
Ilyonectria robusta is the source of this 933-nucleotide messenger RNA. Its product is annotated as short-chain dehydrogenase. The transcript has 3 exons. The record is from RefSeq and is a predicted model, not a curated record. NCBI's taxonomy places the organism in Eukaryota, Fungi, Ascomycota, Sordariomycetes, Hypocreales, Nectriaceae. Bases 1 to 933 code for a protein of 310 amino acids. Gene Ontology annotation, molecular function: oxidoreductase activity.